ACUUGGCACUUGUGUAGCCAAACUCUGUUCCCUGCUUCGAGCCCUUGAUUGUACAGUAGAGGUUAAUGGGACCUACAGUGUGCUUUGGUCUACCCGAAUACAUCAUGUGUUCCGUGUAGUUCACCACGUGUGCUAAAGGUUAUCUGCAGGAAGAGGAGCUCUGCCUUCAUGAUGGCCAAGGCUGGCGUGUUAGUGAGCUCUUGCCUCAGAGACGAUCGCCGGUGUUUUGCCCUCCGUGCUUCCGUGUGGGUGAGGCAGUGGUGGCACGUAGCUUCUGUGACAGGAAGAGGUGAUGACCCUGACAGGUACUGCUGGCCCCGUGGGUGCGUGAAGCUGCCGGGGCAUGAGGUCAAUACAGCCAUAAGCAAAGCAUUUAUAAUGAUAGUGCUGCGUUCCUCAGUGGGCGCUCAGCAGGCUCCGGACACCACAGCCGUGAGCUGGGCGGGUGACUAAACUCAGCACGGGCCGAGCGGCUCCCCUGAAGCUGCGGAGGCGGGGGUGGCGGUGGGGAGCCAAGAUGGCGCGUGGAGGGGCACCACACUACACCCACCCCCCAUAUACAGGGUAAGGAAACCAGGGCAGGAACGUAGUUAUAGCUCCCUUUGCAGCGCAGUGCACAAAGGCAGGCACACACGGCCUCGGGCGCAGCCCCACCCCCUGCACAUGACAGCCCCUUUCCCCCACACUCGGGCUCCGUGGGGUCGGUGUUCCCAUCCCGGGGGCGGGGCCGGGGCGGCGCCGGCCCGGACGGACGGGGCCCUUCCGUAAACACCACCCGGCCCGUCCCCCGGCCUACCCCCCGCACGCCGGCACGGCCCAUUGCCAGCGCGGGGGAGUCCGCCGAAACCUCUUCCCGUGUCCCCGCAUAUUUCCCCAGGCUUAGUGCCCGGUCGCAGGCGGAAUGAGGAGAUGCAGACAGUUUCUACUGGCAUAAGCGGAGGCAGGCCCAAGCGCCUCGGAUAACUCGCCGCUGACAGGCAGGAAAAGAUGACGCACCUCCCCGCUUCCACCAUCAGAGAUGGACGUGCCCGAGGAAGACACUAAUAGUCCGGGCUGGGUCUUUAAAUCUGAGGGGGGUGAAUGUGUGCGGCCCCGGCGAGCGCUGCGUAAGACGGCGGGGGCCAGCGGUGAGUGACCGGCUGGGGACAGCAGGGCAGGGUAGGGCUGCUCCCGCCGGCCAGCGGAGCUGACACGCGGCGGGGUGUCCGGGCACGCAGGGCGAUGAGUCGCGGGUAGCCGCACGGUGAAUUGCUCACACUCGGCAAGCGAUUGGCAAGACUUUGGGCCACUACACUGUGAACAGCAUUAAUCAAAUCCUUUGAUGGACCACGUCCUGCAACAUUAAUCUUUUGGAGGUCUUGUUUACUGUGUAAACAAGGUAAAGGGAAUCAGAAUGCCUCUCAGUGAUGACCAGAACAGUGACUCAGAUUCUUCACGGCUCUCGGAAAGCACAGCUUCUUCCAGUGACUCAGAAUAUUCCAGGCAGAGUUUUAACAGUGAUUCUUCAAGCAAACCCAGCUCCCCAGCAUCAGUGCAUCUCCUGUGUGUGGAACACCAGCAGCAGCUGUAUCCAUGGGGGUCUUCCUGUGCACUCCUUCCCUUCAGAAAGUCAGCUAGCCCUCCCAAGGUCAUCACAUUUGAUGAGCUGAUGGCAGCUACAAGAAAUCUGUCAAACUGGACUCUAGCUCAUGAAAUUGCUGUAAAUGCAAAUUUUUGCAUAAAACAUGAAGAGUACCCACAAAAUAGCUUUGCAGGCACAGUGAAACAAAUCGUGCACAAGGCGUUUUGGGAUCAUUUGGAAUCGGAACUGAAUGAAGAUCCUCCAGAAUACAAACAUGCUAUCAAGCUCUUUGAGGAAAUUAAGGAGAUUCUUCUUUCCUUCCUGACUCCUGGAGCAAACAGGAUUCACAAUCAAAUUUGUGAAGUUCUUGAUACGGAUCUUAUAAGACAGCAGGCAGAACACAAUGCUGUUGAUAUUCCUGGGCUAGCUAAUUAUGUCAUCAACACUAUGGGAAAGUUGUGUGCUCCAAUAAGAGACAAUGACAUAAAACAGUUAAAAGCAACUGACAAUAUUGUAGAGUUACUGAGACAAAUAUUCCACGUUUUGGACCUGAUGAAAGUGGAUAUGGCAAAUUACACAAUUAAAAGCCUUAGACCAUACCUCUGGCAUAACUUGGUGGACUAUGAAAGAACAAAAUUCCAGGAAAUUCUUGAAGAAACACCAAGUGCCCUGAAUCUCACAACAGAAUGGAUAAAAGAAUCAAUACAAGAUGAAUUGUCAUCUGUUUCUGAUGCGUCUUCAUCAUCCCCUGGUGCUGAUAAUAGUUCAAAACCAAUUAUUAGUCCUACACUGGUGCUAAACAAUGGCUACUUGAAACUGUUACAGUGGGAUUAUUGCAAAACAAUUCCAGAGACUCUAAUAACAGACGAAGUCCGUCUUCAGGAGUUGAGAGAAAAGCUCAAUCAAUUGAAAGUCAUAGCUUGUGUUUCUCUCAUAACAAACAACAUGGUGGGUGCAGCAAUUGUAGAUGUGCCUGAUUUCCCUGACCAGCUGAAAAGGAUCUCCCUUCCUCUUCUUGAAGGCAUGAAUAAGAAAAGUUUUGACUUGAAGGAGGCUCUGAAUGCUAUUGGCGUCCAGAUUUGCAGCAUAGUGAACAAGUCUCUAAGUGAAAGAGGUCUUCCCACUCUUAGUGAAGAAAUGCAGAGUAAUUUAAUGGGUCAAGUCGCUCAUAUUGUUGAGAAGAAUAAUCCUGUCUCUUCCUUGAUUGACAAACGAAUCCAGCUCUUCAUGAGAAGCUUGCUUGCUCUUCCGAGUUUUCAGAAGUGUAUGCCUACUAUGCCAGGAGGCCUUUCUGUGAUUCAGACAGAGAUAGAAUUUCUGGGAUCUCAGUAUGCAAGCAUUGUAAACUUCAAUAAAAAAGUGUAUGGACCAUUCUAUGCAAAUAUACUUAGAAAACUGCUUUUUCCUGAGGCAGCAAUGGAGAAAACAGAAGCAGAAACAUCGAGCAAUUAAAAAAUGUGCCCUUUUUUUCAUCUUCCAAGACAGUGGGGAAGUCACAUCUCUAAGAACAGCCUACUCCAGUGACUGUUGAUGGGGAAAGGUCUUGUUAAAUGUAUGCAGAUAGAUAGUUUUGGAAAUUCACUGUAAAGAAAUUAAUGUCAAGGUCAUAUAUAUAUUUUAAUAGAAAAAUAUUUGUUUAAUGGAUUGUCACUUGUAAUAGCCAGUGAAUUAUUAAUUUCCAUAGCAAGCAUUUAUUAUGACUUGUAGUGGGAAAGAGCUGGCAAUGUAAUUACUGUUUUGCCACCAUCAAAACAAUGUUAUUUUUAAACUCAAAUAUAUUUACAUAUAGCAGUGCAUAUUAGGAAAUGACAAAACUGUAGAUAAAACGUACCAUGCUUACAUUGUAUUUUUGUAGAGUAGCAUCUCGGACAACAAUUACGUUUCUGAGAAUACUUUGAAGAAGACAGUAUGGCAUAACUGCUUUAGUAACCAAACCCAGGUUCAUACCAGGCCAAGUGCAGGUACUUCUGCAAUUACUGGACCCAGGACUUUGCCUCUUGUUACAUUAAGGAAUGCCAGUGUUACAAACUGUUUGUAGGAUAGCUGUUACAGAAGCAGCAUUCACCACUUCAAGUAUGAAUCACUCAGAACUUCUCAACUCUACUUGAGAUUAAUGAUAAACACCUGAGAAACGUGAUGUUGGGGGUGGAGUAAAUUUCUGUAUAUAAUUAAUGUGUUUAUAAGCAUUUUGUUUAUUCAGUGGAGGUCAUACAGAAUUUUUAAUAUGUGUACGUAUUGAUCUUUGAUCUUAAUGGAUGGGUAUUAAGUAUUUUUAAGUUGGGUCUUUCUAACCUUUAUUCCCAAAAGCACUUAACCCUGACCUUAGAGUGUACUGCAGAAGAAGUGCCCCUUUCAUGCCCUUAUCCAACAGAAUGUAAAAUUUUCACAGGAUAUUCUUAGCUCUGGAAGCAAGAACCUGAGUAAUUAGGAAUUUUUGAAAAUAUUAUUGUAUUCACUUUUUUACGGAGUGCGUGAGAAAUGCUCCUGUUUUCCUCAAAUUUCUUUGGACUGGGCCCCAAUACUUAGUUCCCAUUUAAGGCAUUGGAAAUCUUGCAUACAGAAAAUGAAUAGGAUUGAAAUAGAGAAAUGUGAAAGUGAACUUCUUUAAGUUUACACAGGCUUUAUCUUGCAUAUUUCAGAUUACUGGGAUUAAGUAGUGCUGGAGUACAUAUUAUAGACGUGUUCUUGUCUAUGAAACUGAUAAUUUACUUGAAAAUUAUAUUUUAAUAUAUUACCAUAUAAUACUCCUUUUAAGAUGUCAUAUAUGGAAAACCUUGGUGUGGUACAAGUUAGAGCUUGUUUUUAAUAUUUUAUAUUACAGCCUAUUUUUUAUGAAGAGACAAAAAUAACCUGUAAAAGCAUAAUGUGUCACACAAAUUGUUUAUGUACAUUACUGUGUCUAUCAUAAAGGUCUAAAAAACCUGGGCAUUAUUAGCACUGUGGUUUUGUAGUGCAUUGCUACAGGAAUGUGUACCCUUUAUAGCAAAGGAAAUUACUUUAUUCAGUUUUUCUUCAGUGUCCAAGGUCUUUGGUCACAUGUAAAUGUUAAGGAAAACUUUCUUCAAAAUGCCUUUUUUAGAGAAAUUUCUCUAGUGCACUUGUCUUCUGUCCCCUGUGAAAACAUUGCAUAAAAUAAAGAUGAAUACAUAUUUUAAAGGGAACAGUUUCCUGGAAAACCUAGGAGAAAGGAACUCUUAGAUUAUCAUAACUGUGCCACUAGGUAAGCCAGGCUUGUUCAGAUGAAUAUGAAAUUUUGGUAGGCAAUUCAAAAUCAUUAAGAGAGGAAUGCAUUUCAAAAACAGCUAGAGGGAAUUAAUCUUAGUGAUUUUCUGCAAUAGAAAUACUUACAUGAUUUUGAGCUUCAGCCAAAAGAGAAUUUUAUGAACAUUUGAAGGUGAUUGCUAAUAUGAUUAUGAACUUUUAAUUGUAAUAUUUUAUAUACAUUCUGUUGUACAAAUAAACAUCCAACUUCAGCUCUUUAAUGAGCUGGGACAACUGUCCUACUAGUUUUUACCAGUAAGUACUCAAAGCAUAGCAUUUAUGGGGGGGUGGGGAUUAAGGUGACUUGCGAAGGGCAUUUUAUAGCAUGGCCUGUGUUUCAAGUGAUUGUUUAAUAUGUUUUAAUUUCAUGUUUCAAACAGGGACAUUGCAUCUGUUUAAUGUCAUGUGUUGCAUGCUAUUUAUGCUACUGUGCCUGAAAUGCACUUGCCUCUCUCUACUCAGAAGUUGUCCUUGUGAAACAAGAUGCCAUUCUUUAGCAGCUUUGUUAAAAAUCAAGUAUUUGAGGGUUUGUAUGCAUUAAAUUUUGUUUGUGAUACCAGCAGUGGUGAAAAGUCAUUUACACAAGCAUCGUUAAAUGCAACAGAUUGUU
Molecule: messenger RNA, 5432 nt
Organism: Onychostruthus taczanowskii (white-rumped snowfinch)
Lineage: Eukaryota; Metazoa; Chordata; Aves; Passeriformes; Passeridae
Gene: TCP11L2
Product: t-complex 11 like 2
Exons: 12
Coding region: 1394-3013 (539 amino acids)
Biological process (GO): signal transduction
Source: RefSeq, a predicted model, not a curated record